AUGCUGCAAGAAGUGAUGCAGCAAUCUCUUAAAGAGAAUCAAAAAGCGCAGGAGUGGAGGGAGAGCGAAAGCAGGAUCCGCCAGGAAAACGCAGCGCACCGGCGGCGAAGCACGGAGCACCAGCAGCAAAGCACGGACCGGCUGAUAAGCAUCCUGGAACGCCAAGCGGACUCUAUCCAGGCGCUCGUCGCCAUGCAGGUGAAAAUCAGUGUAAAAAUUAGCUUCAUGGUGUUUUGGGUAAAUAUUGGGAUUAAUAUUUGGGCACAAGAGGACAGAAAAGAGCAACAAAUAGAGAAAAAAGACUGGAAAAAUCUUGGAGGUUUUGCUAUGGAUACUAUAAAUGAAAACCAUUUUUAUCUAGACAAAGUGUGGGUUCAGUGUGAGAUUGGCAGUUGUUUGAAAUGGAGACUGCUAUCAAGUGAUGAUGCUGCACAAGUUGAUCAGAGUGAGCCGUGGUACUGUUACAUGAAUACUGACCCAUGGUUUAAUAAUUGUUCUGUUUCUGAAGAAUAUUUUCCUGAAGAGUCUGAGUUUAAUAAAAGUGGAUUUAAAUAUGUCUACUCAGAACUUCCUAUAGGAAGUCUAGUUUUAGUGAAAAUGCGCAACUGGCCAAGAUGGCCUGGCAUACUUUGUCCUGAUCCUCUUAAUGGACAAUAUGUGACAUAUGACUUGGAUGGAUAUGUUAAAAGCAAUCAUGUAGAAUUCUUAGGUGAUCCCCAUUCCAGAGGUUGGGUUGCUGUGAAAUAUAUUAGCCGUUACCCUAGCUCAAUUAAGCCAGAACAAUGCAAGAGAAAAAAGAAAUGGUAUACAAGUGCAUUGGAAGAAGCAAACAAAUUACUUAUAUUUUCUGCUCUGCAAAGACUUGAAAUGUGCCAGCUAUCAGAAAAUGAUGCCCUUGUAUUGAAAGGAGAUGUUGGUUCACAAGUCCACCUGGGGAAAUCCCCACAUCUGGAAGAUGGAGUGGGUGAUGUCCGUCCAGAUAGACCACUCGUGACUGCAGAACGACCUGCUGAGGUGGUCUGCAAGCUCGUUGCGUGCUCCUGGAAGAUAGGACGCCUCCAAGUGAAUGGAGUGGGCUACUCAAAACUCCCACAGGAGAGCCUCCUGACAGAGAGGGAAGGAGCGGGCUCCGCCCUGCUUGUUUAUGUAGAGCACAGCGGUGAUGUUGUUGGUCAGCACUGCCACGCAGUGACCUUGCAAUACUGUAUGGAAGAUUUGGCAGGCUACUCUUACCACUCUGAGUUCCUUUAUGUUAAUGUGGAGCAGGAUCUCGGACUGCGACCACAUGCCUUGAGUCUGAAAAGUAUGUUAAGAUGCUCUCUUGAAACAAUGGUUUCAGAUGACUUCCUGUCAAAAGAAAAUCUGGUUGUCUCUGAGACAGAAGUUAUAUUAAAAGAUCUAGAACAAAUUCUCAGGCGUGUUGCAGACCCUUUAAAAACAGCUUGUGGGUUGUAUGGAAAUGGAGAGGGAAAAGAUACAGGAGAAAAGGUAACGAAAUGCAGCACAGAGAGUACUGAAGGAAGUCCAAUGGAAAACUACACCCAAGAGGAUUGUAUUAUUAUUGAUGGGAUAGCUUUCAGGGCUGGGGAAUGUAUUGACAACAUAAGCAACAAGUUUAAAGAAAUAGAUUCUUUAAUGGCUGAAUUCCAAGAUAGCUUGUAG
This is a messenger RNA of Emys orbicularis (European pond turtle), 1662 nucleotides long. It is a transcript of the gene ZCWPW2, whose product is annotated as zinc finger CW-type and PWWP domain containing 2. The record is from RefSeq and is a predicted model, not a curated record. Lineage: Eukaryota; Metazoa; Chordata; Testudines; Emydidae. Bases 1 to 1662 code for a protein of 553 amino acids. The transcript has 10 exons. Gene Ontology annotation, molecular function: zinc ion binding. Gene Ontology annotation, cellular component: nucleus.